Messenger RNA from Sphenostylis stenocarpa, 444 nucleotides. The record is from the annotation of a GenBank genome assembly. NCBI's taxonomy places the organism in Eukaryota, Viridiplantae, Streptophyta, Magnoliopsida, Fabales, Fabaceae.
AUGAAGAAGUUAAGGAAGGAGAAGAAGAAGUUAAGGAUGGAGAAGAAGAAGUUAGGGAAGGAGAAGAAGUUAAGGAUGGUUUGGGAUGGGGAAGAUGUGAAGGAAGGAGAAGAAGUUAGGGAAGAAGAAGAAGAUUUGGAUAGAGAAGAAGUCAAGGAUAAAGAAGAAGCUAUGGAUGGGGGAGAAGUUAAGGAAGGAGAGAUGAUCAUUAUGGAUGGAGAAGAAGUCAAGCAAGGAGAAGAAGUCAUGGACGGAGAAGAUGUUAUGGAAGGAGAAGAUGGUUUGGAUGGAGAAGAAGUUAAGGAAGGAGAAGAAGUUAGGGAAAAAGAGGAAGUUAAAGAAGGAGAAGAAGUUAAGGAUGGAGAAGAAGUUUGGGAUGGAGAAGAAGAAGUUUGGAAUGGAGAAGAAUUCAAGUAUGGAGAAGAAAUCAAGGAUGAAGAAUAA